Penicillium maclennaniae is the source of this 3864-nucleotide messenger RNA. Its product is annotated as Elongator subunit IKI3. The coding region runs from base 1 to 3864 and encodes 1287 amino acids. The record is from RefSeq and is a predicted model, not a curated record. Gene Ontology annotation, cellular component: elongator holoenzyme complex; cytosol. Gene Ontology annotation, biological process: tRNA wobble base 5-methoxycarbonylmethyl-2-thiouridinylation. NCBI's taxonomy places the organism in Eukaryota, Fungi, Ascomycota, Eurotiomycetes, Eurotiales, Aspergillaceae. Gene Ontology annotation, molecular function: tRNA binding. The transcript is spliced from 6 exons.
AUGCGCAACCUCAAGAGCGUGCGUCUUCAGGAGACGCAAGUUGAAGGCCAACUUCCUUUGACUGCUACAGCUUGGGACACUUCUUCUGACUCGAUUAUUUGCGCCUUUGGCCCGUCAGAGCAGAAUGCAGUCAUUGAGCUGCGCAGGAAGCGCCCUGAGGUGACUUCCGCGGAGCCAUUGAGCACGGAUGUAUUUGAGUGCCUCGCAUCCUGGGAUGCGCCAAGCCCCUUGCCAGACCUAAUGUGUGACCGUGUACUUUCUUUGCAUUACUUUGCCGAUAACCUUUCAGCCUGUCUGGUGCUGGAGGGCGGUGAUAUCAUCAUUGUGCGCGAAGAACCCCUCCCCGGCGAGGACAAAAUUGAAAUCUUGGGCUCUGUGGAUGUUGGAAUCACCGCUGCUUCAUGGUCCCCGGAUGAGGAGCUUCUGGCUAUCAUGACGAGAGCUCGGACGCUUCUGUACAUGACUCGGGAGUUCGAGAAUGUGGCCGAGAUCACCUUCACCGAGGCAGACUUGAAAGCUUCCCAGCAUGUGUCUGUUGGCUGGGGUAAGAAAGAGACCCAAUUCCAGGGCAAAAGAGCUAAAGCGAUGCGUGACCCCACCGUGCCAGAGCAUGUGGAUGAAGGAAAACUGAGCAGCAACGACGAUUUUAGUACCACUAUCACCUGGCGCGGCGACGGCGCUUAUGUUGCCGUGAACAGCGUCGAGGAAGGAGCUCGUCGCACCAUUCGAGUUUACUCACGAGAGGGCACUAUUGACAGCGUUAGCGAACCUGUGGAUGGACUCGAGAGUGCUCUUAGCUGGCGUCCAAAUGGGAGCCUCAUCGCUGGAAUUCAGCGGUUGGAUGACCGGAUCGAUGUUGUGUUCUUUGAAAGAAAUGGUCUUCGUCAUGGCCAAUUCACCCUCCGUCUGACAGAAGAGGAACGGCAAUCAUGGGCAUCGCAGAUCCAGCUGUCAUGGAACGUCGAUUCAACCGUGCUCGCUAUUCGGUUCAAGGACCGUAUUCAGCUCUGGACUAUGGGUAAUUACCACUAUUAUCUCAAACAGGAGGUCCCCAUAGUGGCCGGAUCUGAUGCUAAGCACCCAUUUUCCUUUGACUGGCACCAAGAGAAAUCUCUCCGCAUGGCUAUUGGAUCUAGAAGCUCCAUUCUGGAUAUUGAUUACGUUUUUGACAUCCAUCAUGGCUCCACUGUGAUUCCGGAAGAUGUUGGAGCCGCUGCAGUAAUUGAUGGGAAGAUCUUGAAGCUCACGCCCCUUCGAAUGGCCGGUGUCCCGCCUCCAAUGGCUCACAAUGACUUGCCUCUCGACUCCAACAUCAUCGAUGUUGCCUUCAGCAAGUCGGGCGCUCGUAUUGCUGUUCUCACGGAGAAGAGCUUCUCCGUUUUCCUGUGGUCCCUAAAGAGCCGUCCGGUCCCUAUGCCAAUUCUUGAAUCCAGCUAUCCUCUGUCUGAUGCCCCGGCUAUGCGGCCCAGGCAAAUUGCGUUUGUUGGCGAAACGGAAGUGUACGUGCUCAAGGAUAGUGGUCCCAAUACUGACCACAUUGAGCGGACCACUCUGGAGACCAGAGAAUCUCGAGUCGUUUAUCAGUCAGUAGAGCCAGAGCAAAUCUCCUUUAUCUUUGCCGGUAUCGGACACCAAUCUUUGUGGUUUGCACAUGCCUCUCAGCAUGGACGUCCUGUCAGUUACUCGAGCAUCGGUAUUAUUGAGGGAGAACAAGUCAACAUUGCUCCUUGGCUGGAAGGCCCUAUAGUUGACACAAAUUGGGCUCGUGCUGUAUCAAUCAGCGAGGAAGAGCGCGUAUUGAUCUCUAUGACGAGGACCGGUACCUUGUACGCCAACAAUCGAGUACUGGCGAAGAACUGCACGUCCUUCCUGGUUCCAGAAGAUACCCCAGAAACCGAUGAGCGCUGCAGAAGCAUCGAGCGUGGGUCGAAGCUGGUCUCGGUCAUUCCUUCUAUCUUUGCUGUUGUUCUGCAGGCACCCCGAGGAAACAUCGAAACCAUCUACCCUCGUGCCCUGAUCUUGGCUGGAAUUCGCACUUUCAUCGACCAGAAGAACUAUCGGGCCGCAUUCCUGGCAUGUCGUAGCCAGAUGGUGGAUAUGAAUAUUCUCCACGACUACGCCCCCAAGCAAUUUAUGGAGAGCGUUCAGCUCUUCGUUGAUCAGGUCAAGAAGAUUGAGUUUAUCGACGAUUUCCUCUCACGCUUGAAGGAGGAAGAUGUUUCACAGACUUUGUAUAAGGACACCUUAAGGAUAUCCAAGACUGAAUCCGCGGUUGCUGCUCAACCCGAUAGCCAAUCGUCAACAGGUCUGAUGAAGCAAUCCAGCAGAGUCAACAAAGUCAACUCCAUUUGUGAUGCAUUCCUUGAAGUGCUUGAGGAUCGUGUGGACACUAAUCUGCAGAACCUGGUGACUGCACAUGUGUGCAAAUCCCCGCCUGACCUGGAAGCCGGUCUACGCCUGGUUGCUCACCUCCGAGUGCAAAAUCCCGAGCAGGCAGAUGAUGCUGUUGAGCACAUGUGCUUUUUGACAGAUGCUCGCCAGCUCUACUCCCAUGCCUUGGGAUUGUAUGACCUCGAGCUGACUCUCUUGGUUGCUCAACAAGCGCAGAUGGAUCCUAGAGAGUACCUUCCAUUCCUUCGAAAGCUGCAGACGCUUCCUGAGAUUCGGCGCCAGUUUGAAAUUGACAAUCAUCUUUCUCGAUUCGCCAAGGCUCUGCAACACUUGUUUGCCAUCAAUGCUCACGAAGAGAUCCGCGCUUACGUUGUUCGCCAUGUCCUGUACAAAGAGGCUCUUGAACUCUACAAGUACAACCCAGAGGAACAGAGAGAGAUCACUCAACUGUAUGCCGAGUACCUUCAAGGGGACUCGAAACACAAGGAUGCCGCAAUCGCUUAUGAAUCACUCGGACGUUACGAUCAGGCUUACCAAUGCUACCAUGUAGCUCACAUGUGGCGCGAAUCGCUCUACUGCGCGAUGAUGGCCGAUCUGUCACCAGAGGCUCUCACUAAUCACAUCAACGAUGUAGCCACGAACCUGGAAGAUGAAGCACGCGACUACGUUGGAGCAGCAACUAUUUACGCCGAGCACCUCAAUGACGUUGUCACCGCUGCCCGGCUCCUGUGCCGCGGCUCUAAGUUCGCCGACGCCGCCCGCCUUUUGACGCUGAAUGGCAAGAAGGACCUUGUUAAGGAAAUAGUAGACACCGGGCUGGCCGAGGCCAUGGGCUCCAUGACCGAUCUGCUCGCCGACUGCAAGAACCAGCUCAAUGCCCAGGUUCCCCGAGUCAGCGAACUCCGCGUGCUUCGCGCUGCCGACCCUCUUGCUUUCUACGGAGGUGACCCAACCGGCGGCGAGGGUGGUGUCGAUAUCCCUGACAAUGUCUCACUUGCUCCCACUGAAGCUACUACCCUAGCCGGUCGUACAAUGUUCACCCGGUAUACGGGCAAAACAGGAGCAUCUCGGCAGACGUCUCGCACCCGACGACGUGAAGAGCGCAAGCGUGCCAAGGGAAGAAAGGGUACUGUGUACGAAGAAGAAUACCUGGUCAACAGUAUCCGACGACUCAUUGAGCGUGUCAACUCGGCUGUGGGGGAGGCCUCGGCUCUUGUGGAUGCACUGCUCCGUCGUGGUAUGCGGGAGCGUGCAGCAGCCGUUGAGAAGGCGUUGGAGGAUGUCUUGAAAAUGUGUGCUGAUUGCCGAGACGACGUGUUUGAGGUACCGCAGGUGGAGAACAAGAAUCAUGAGGAUGAGGAUGGAAACCCGAUCGAGCCUCCGCCCCCGCUCUCCGGUGGCAUUGUGACGGGCGGCACUCCCAAAGCAGUACCUGUCGUCAAGGAGAUGAGCAAAUCGUCUCUGCUUGUUUAA